Molecule: messenger RNA, 3642 nt
Organism: Mesocricetus auratus (golden hamster)
Lineage: Eukaryota; Metazoa; Chordata; Mammalia; Rodentia; Cricetidae
Gene: Gabrg1
Product: gamma-aminobutyric acid type A receptor subunit gamma1
Exons: 9
Coding region: 33-1427 (464 amino acids)
Biological process (GO): nervous system process; gamma-aminobutyric acid signaling pathway; synaptic transmission, GABAergic
Cellular component (GO): dendrite membrane; postsynapse; neuron projection
Molecular function (GO): GABA-gated chloride ion channel activity; GABA-A receptor activity; transmitter-gated monoatomic ion channel activity involved in regulation of postsynaptic membrane potential
Source: RefSeq, a predicted model, not a curated record
GCUUGUGGAGGAGGGACUAUCAAAGCGACCCGAUGGGUUCUAGGAAAGCUUUUCUCUUCUCUCCUCUUCUGUGGAGUCAAACUAGAGGAGUAAGGUUGAUGUUCCUGUUACUGACCCUGCAUAUGGGAAACUGUGUUGAUAAAGCAGAUGAUGAAGAUGAUGAAGAUUUAACUAUGAAUAAAACAUGGGUCUUGGCACCAAAAAUUCAUGAAGGAGAUAUCACACAAAUUCUAAAUUCACUACUUCAAGGUUAUGAUAACAAACUCCGUCCAGACAUAGGAGUGAGGCCCACAGUAAUUGAAACUGAUGUUUAUGUGAACAGUAUUGGACCAGUUGAUCCUAUAAACAUGGAGUAUACAAUAGAUAUAAUUUUUGCUCAAACCUGGUUUGACAGCCGCUUAAAAUUCAAUAGCACCAUGAAAGUGCUGAUGCUUAACAGCAACAUGGUGGGAAAAAUUUGGAUUCCUGAUACUUUCUUCAGGAACUCAAGAAAGUCUGAUGCACAUUGGAUAACAACACCUAAUCGCCUGCUGCGUAUUUGGAGUGAUGGAAGAGUUCUAUACACUCUACGAUUAACAAUUAAUGCAGAGUGCUAUCUUCAACUUCAUAACUUUCCUAUGGAUGAACAUUCCUGUCCACUGGAAUUUUCAAGCUAUGGAUACCCUAAAAAUGAAAUUGAGUAUAAGUGGAAAAAGCCCUCUGUGGAAGUAGCUGAUCCUAAGUACUGGAGAUUAUAUCAGUUUGCAUUUGUAGGAUUACGAAAUUCCACUGAAAUCUCCCAUACAAUCUCUGGAGAUUAUAUUAUCAUGACAAUUUUUUUUGACCUGAGCAGACGGAUGGGUUAUUUCACCAUUCAGACCUACAUUCCGUGCAUUCUAACAGUUGUCCUUUCUUGGGUUUCUUUUUGGAUCAAUAAAGAUGCAGUACCUGCCAGAACAUCACUGGGUAUCACAACGGUUUUGACUAUGACAACCCUCAGUACAAUUGCCAGGAAAUCUUUACCUAAGGUUUCUUAUGUAACAGCGAUGGAUCUCUUUGUCUCUGUGUGUUUCAUUUUUGUGUUUGCAGCACUGAUGGAGUAUGGAACCUUGCAUUAUUUUACUAGCAAUAAUAAAGGAAAAACCACCAGGGACAGGAAGCAUAAAAACAGGACCUCGGUAUCCCCAGGCCUCCAUGCUGGUUCCACCUUGAUCCCCAUGAACAGCAUUUCUCUGCCUCAAGGGGAGGAUGAUUACGGCUACCAGUGUUUGGAGGGCAAAGAUUGUGCUAGCUUUUUCUGCUGUUUUGAAGACUGCAGGACAGGGUCCUGGAGGGAAGGACGGAUACACAUACGCAUAGCCAAAAUUGAUUCCUACUCAAGAAUCUUUUUCCCAACAGCUUUUGCCUUGUUCAAUCUUGUUUACUGGGUUGGAUAUCUUUACUUAUAAAUUUUAAGUGAUAAAAAUCAUAAAAGCCUGGCUUAGUCCAAUGUACUCAGUUGUAUUCCAGUAACAUGAAGUUUAAAUUUAAAAUGAAAGAGUCCAUUGGUAAAAAUCUGAAUGGUACUGUUAUAAGACUAGGGCUUUCAUACACAAGUAAGACAGAAGUAUUCAGGUUAAUUUAUCUAAAUGGACAUGAAAUUGAUAGUCAGGUACAACACAUUGAAAUUAUAACAUAUAUUUUAAUUUACUUUUCUUUAUUUUGCUUGUGUACUAUUAAUAUUCGAACUUAAUACUUCUGUGAGACAUAUUUUGAAUAUGAAAUAAUUUUAAUACAUAUUUUAUUUAAAUAUAACUAUUGCUUAUAAUGAAAGAUUAAUGCCUAAUAUUACAAUAUUCUUUGCCUAGAUUAGUUAUUAGUUUAAUUUUAUUUCUUGUUUUACUUGCCAAUUUGGGGAUAUAGAUGAUUGUUUAAAACAAAGCCAUGAUUUUCUCAGAUUUACUUCCAGGAUAUGUUACUCUUGAGAAGAAAAUAGUAUGUGUGUUAAUUCCUUUUUAAAUAAUUUCUCUUGUGAACUGUUAAUGUGCAACUGUACGUAUUUAUGGAUUUGCAAAAUAAACAGUGCUGUUAUGUCUUAUGUUUGAAAUGUGAAACAAUUAAAUCAAACUACUUGGCAAUUACAGUUUCUAAAAUGGCCAGUUUUAUCUGUAAUCCUGUGCAUUUUCUGCUCAAUAGUUAAAAAAAUAUCAAGCCACAUUUAAUCUGAAGAUUUUUCAAACUUGGAUAUAAAAUACUAAAGCCAUUUUUAAAUUUUUUGUAAUGCAAGAUGGGAACAAAAUCAAAAUUAUUUUCUGCUUUGCACGAUUUAUGAGGUAUAAAGUGGUUAGUGCUAAAAGGUUAUAAUGUACCAACAAAGAAAUCAAGUGGGAAGUGUUCUGUUUUCAUUAUGUGCUACAAAAGAGUGUCACAAAUUCAAAUAAGCAGUAGACGAAAUGCUUGAUUUAACAGUGCUUAAGGAAUCAUCUGGCAAUCUAAGCUGCAGAUUGUCUUGAAGAAAGACUUAAAUAUAUCUACUGACAUUUUAUAAAGCAGAUAUAGUUAGGAAACCUUACCAAAAAAUUUAUAUACCCACUGAUUUCUGAGGUGAGUUUUACAACUACAUUAUAAUCACUGUUUUCUUUCUUUGAGACAUGUGUGAAUCCUUGAAAUGCAUCUUACAAAUGGACUUUGUGAGAGGCAUCUGUAGUGAACUUGAGUCAGGACAUCCUGAAAUCCCUAAAGUGAGAAGCAGGCUCUAGAGAGCCUUGCUGUAGAAAACUUAUUGCAGUUGUCAAUGCUACAUCUGUGAGUGGAGGCUUCAGGUUGGACAUAAACAGUAGAAGUCUUCACUGUGAGUCUGGAGAGAUGGCUCAGUGUGCAUGGCCAUUCUAUGUUCUUGCUGAGGAUCCAGGUUCAGUUCCUAGCAUCCACAUGGCAGGUUACAACAAUCUGUAAUACAGGGAGCUUGAAGCUUUCAUCUGGUGUGGCUGAGACUGCAUGUACAUAGUACACAUGCAUACAAGCAGUCAAAUACUCACAUACAACAUAAAUUUUCAAUGGUCACAGCAGCUAUCCCUGUGAAAGGUAUCAUGAACAAGGGCGUGUAGGGUUUGAAGAGGAAGCUGCCAUGUGGUUGCUUGACACACAGGUUUUUAUUUCAAUAAUUGCUCCACUCGAUGUGGCAAUCUCUGGGUGAAGCCCAGAUGUACAUACCAUGUGUGUUCCCCAGCUAAAUACAACUACUUCAUCUUUCUCGCCGUCCUCUUAAAAACACACAAGAAUUGAAGGAUAAUAAAAUGUUAAUUUUAAAUGGAUAGCAAAAUGAAAAUUUAUCUAUAUAUGUAUUAACAUUUAGAUAUUCUGCUCUCUUACAUUGACAGCAUUAAUUACUGGUAUAUGUUAAUAAGAUUAAUAUUCAUUUAAGUUAUAAAUGAAGUAUGGAGUAUCAUUAAGGGGUAACAUGCUUCACAAUAUUUUUAUGGCUAUUUCCAUAUUUGUAGUGAUGGCUUGCUCAUUGUUAACCAUGUUUACUUAAGGGGCUUUUUGGUUUGUAUCGAAGCAUGACUAAUUGUAAAAAUACUUUUAAAUGCUUGGUAUAAAUACCCUUGAGUUUCUCAUUGAUAUUUUAUUAAUGAGGCUAAAUGUUGACAAUAUUUAAAGGUGAAAAUAAAAUUGUUAAAAAUA